AUGCAGCGCCGCUCUUCCCUCGUCAACGGCCGACGGUCCGCGCGUGCCUGCCGGCGGUCCGCGCGUGUCUGCUUCCAAGAGCCCAUCAAGCAGUCCGACAUCGACUCGAAGCAGCUUGAUUUGAGCGACUCUGCCGUCGAGCGUCCUUCGCCGAUGUGGCGCGCCGAGUGGGACGCCUUCCACGCCAAGGGGGAUUGCCCUUACCCGCCGCACCCGCCGCAAAAGUACCAGUGGCUGCCCAUGACGACAACCGGGCCCAUCCUCAACGCCAUCGGCCUCGUGAUGUGGGUCCCGCUCGGCGUCGUCACGUUUUGCAUUUCCCUCGUCCUUAACUUGUGGACCUGGUUCAUCGCAUACACCUACCAUGGCGGCGCGCACGGUCUCGCCGCGAGCACGACCCUGCCUCUCAGCAACCGCAUCAUUCGGAAGCUCUUCUCUCUCGUCGACGUCUGCAACGUCACUGAGAUCCCCAAGCCGUGGGAGGAAGCCAAGGCCAAGGACGCGUUCGAUGCCUUCCGCGUGCGCAACGGCUUCGCGGAGGACGAGGCACGGAUCCUAGUCACCGCCAUCCCCGACACGGUCAACAAGCCAGAGGUGUGGCACAAGUACCGCAUGACGGACCUGGCGUCCACAGCCACAGUCCACUACGUGCACGUGCUGACUGCGCCGUCAAAGACCUUCGUCGUCGGAUACACGAACUUUCGCGAUUUCGAUGGGACCUCCUGCUUCAACCUCAUCAAGGGCUUCGUCGCCACGUACUACGACGGCGAGGCGCCGCUCGUCCGGCCGGCCGUGGGCUCUCCCGAGCUCGACCUGCGGCUAGACACCGAGAACGAGGAGCUCAAGAAGAAGCUCGGGGCGAUGCCGGCGCUGCGCUGCGCGGUCGGGACCAGCUACACGAUGGCGGUGCAGUACGGCCGGUGGCUUCUCUCGCGAGAGCUUUUCGACGCAUUCGGUUGUGCCAGUCCCGAGUGCUGCUCGGUAAUCGAGUCGCUCAGUCUCGAGGAGACAGCAAAGAUGACCGCCGCCCUCAGGGCGAGGAAGCUCAAGCCGUUUGCUCACCUCAUGACGACCAGCGCGGAAGCUGCAAAGAUCGUCCCGAAGCAGUACCAGGUCGAGCGUCCGAUCCUCCUCACGCAGGUCAGCUGCCAGAGCCGCUACUACAUGCCAAAGGUCGAGCGCAACGUGUGCGGGAACUGGCUGAUCGGCCUCGGCACCCGUCCGACGCUCGACGAGCUGAGCAGCGAGUCGUGGGCGUCCAAGUUCUACGCCAGCCUGAUCGACCACAUCGAGAGCUUCUCCGGCAACGCGGCGUGGAGCUUCAUCAACCAGACCGUCUACGGCAUGAGCGGCUACCGCGCGAACCCGCGCAAGAUCUUCUGGUUCAACAAUUACGGGCUGCGCUCGAUGCACGAGGGCGCUGGCGGCGUGACAUACCACUGGGCGCCCACCUACAGCGUGGCGACCUACUUCCUCGUCUGCUGCGUGUGCGUCGACGGCCGCAUGUGCAUCACCAUCUCCAGCUCUGUCGUCCCGCAGGGGGAGCUGCAAAAGGCUGUCGAGCACAUGAAGAAGAUGCUCAUCGAGUCGGCAGGUGGCGAGGCGCUGACCACCAGUGAGGCGCGCAUCGGCCUGAAGGCUGCGAGCUUUGCAGCCAAACUUCGCCGCAGGACGGAGCGAUCGUGCGCGAAGCUUCGCCGCUCCUCGUUCGCCGCCGCAACCUUUGGCGGUGCCGUUGCCUGA
Emiliania huxleyi CCMP1516 is the source of this 1743-nucleotide messenger RNA. RefSeq lists its product as hypothetical. Lineage: Eukaryota; Haptophyta; Isochrysidales; Noelaerhabdaceae. The record is from RefSeq and is a predicted model, not a curated record. The transcript has a single exon. Bases 1 to 1743 code for a protein of 580 amino acids.